This is a messenger RNA of Brassica rapa (field mustard), 6937 nucleotides long. Its product is annotated as alpha-1,3-arabinosyltransferase XAT3. Lineage: Eukaryota; Viridiplantae; Streptophyta; Magnoliopsida; Brassicales; Brassicaceae. Gene Ontology annotation, molecular function: glycosyltransferase activity. The record is from RefSeq and is a predicted model, not a curated record.
CAUGUUUGAUACGUUGAUUGAAUAUGCAUGGUUCGAGUAUAAUUGUAAUCAUGUCUGAUUCUUUCUAGUCUAAACUAUACAUAGGCAAUCGAAUAACCAAAGAAACAAAAACAACACAAAGAAACGAUCAGAUCAUUUUUCAUGACUACUUUUUAAUUAUUUAAACACUUGUGUUAUUGUUUGUUUUUUUUUUGGUUUUAGAUUUCAUAUGUAGUUUAGACUACAAAGAAUUAACCCUGGUUAUAAUUAUACUCGAGCCAAAUUCCAUCAACUAAUUAAACAUAAACUUGGUUUAUUUCCAUUGUUUUAAAAUGUUUAAAGAAUCUCAUGUCAAGUUUCAAACAAAUCUUCAACUUGCAUUAAGUAAAUAUCCUUUGUAUACUAAAUGCAUAUGAAGAAAAUCUUAUUGACUUUAUGGAAUGGAAAGCCUAGUACGCAUCAUUCUCUUCCUUAUAGAGAUUGUGAAAAGCUUACCACCAAACACAUAAAUUGAUUGACAAUGAAAUAAGUAAAUAUUAUUAAAGAAGUUGAUAAUGGAUAGAGUUGGUGAGAUUUGGGUGAAAGCCUUUUCUGCCUCUCAUCCUCUUCACCAACCAUGCUCAUACCUCUCACCUAUCUUAUGGUAGGACUUGUUAGCCAGUAGAACUACUAGUAUUGUAUAAGUCAUGAAAAUUAUGAUAUAAUAUGUAUUGUUGUUUCGAUAUAGUCAUUUUAGAUACUUCCAUCUCAAUCUUUUUCUAAAAUUAAGCUAUAAUAGAUACAUAAAAUAAAGAUAUUACGAUCCAAAUUGAGUGUAUAUCUUUCUCAAACAAAAAAAAUUGAGUGUAUAUGACCGACAGCACACUAUAUACAAAAUGGCAUGUUUAAAAUGAAGUGUUUGUUACACUUAAGUAGCUCCCAAACCAAAUGAUGUGUACCUUAGAUCACAUGUAUUUGUUUUCGUCUUCUUCUUUACAUUCUCGUGGAAAAUGAAGUAAAACUGUAAGAGUAUAUAUCUGCUGUAAUAUGUUCAUCUAGAUGUGGUUUAUUCAAUAGGUUACACUUUAAUUAACUUUGGUUAUCAUGUAAAACUACUUACGUUCAAAGACUUGCCAUACAUAUAUUGUCAAUGACUGGUUAUAAAUCUUGAAAUACUAUAAAAAGAAUCUUCAAAUUUCUUGUACAAAAACAUUAUUGUUGACGCAGGAAUAAUUGUUCAGGGGUGACGAUUUGAUGACCUCAAAUUAGAGAGGAUGAAAGACGAGCACAGGGAAGUCGGUUCAAUCUCUGCAGCCACAUGGCUAAGAUUUUUUUAAUUUUUUUAAAUUAAAUUUUAUAUUGAUUAAUCAAAGAAUAAACUGGCAUUUACAAUGGGUAUGAAAAGAAGCUAAAAGCUAUACAAAAAUAUCACUUCCUAUUAGAAGAAGAGACCCAUUUCAUCUUGUAUAUACUUCCAGCCAGCGCCUGAAUAGACCAGCAUACUUGUGAUUUUUUUCAUUUUAUCCUUGUGGUUAGGUAAAUGUAACCAAUUAAUGAGUGUCUUUUUGUUUGUCUACCUGCAUUGCAUCCGGAACAGGAUUCUUGUUUCUCUUAGCCGAGAAUUUUAUAUCCGGCUUGUUUCGGGUUUCUUUCAUUCUCACCCACCCAUUAACCGAUACACGCCUUAGAUGAAAUUUUCUUUUUAUACAAAUCUACUUGAAAACUCUUGUUCAAGCCUGGCUAGAGUCAGCAAUUAAUAACUCUAUAACCCAAGAUUCUAACUGAAACUCACUUGAUAUGACAAAUAAGAACGCGUGGUAGCUACUUGCUAGUAAGCGAGAACACUCAAGGGCUUUGAAGGUUCUUGAUUUCCUCUUCUUUAGCAUACCAAGCUAGUACGAACUUGGAAAGUUGAGGGUUAGAGGUCUUUGUAAGAGUUUUUUAUAGGUCCUUCCGCAACUCCAGUACUAGUGGCCACUGAUACUGACAAGGGGGUUCAAUAUCAAAGAUUGUUUGUUUUAAAGUGAAAAUCUGAUGUUAAGAAUGUUUCAGUUCACAACAGACCUCGACUGUUUCCUUGUAAAACUUUUUCUUCUUUCCAGAAUCCAAACGUCAGAAUUGCCAUGAUGAUCCAACGGCUGAUGGUUUGUGGACCGGACAACCGAAACCAGUGUUUAUGUGUGUUUGAUCGGACGGACACACGUUGAUGAUAAAAUAAAUAGGCUUUUUAAAACAAAUCUGGCCCAACAUUUUGAAGCCCUAUAUUGUUUUACGGUCUGCUAACUUUCUAAUUACCUCUAAUUAUUGUCCAUGCAUCAUGCGAGAUAUAUCACACAUGGGUCAUGGCGCACCAAUUUCAGUACGUCGCACAUGAUAGAAAACAUACUCCCUCUAUUUUUUUAUUUUUUUUAUAUGAUGUUUUAGAAGAUAUUUUUGUUUUAAUUUGUAUGAUGUUUUGAAUCUUUCUAUGUAAAAUUAUCAAAAUAAUUGAUUAAAAUAUUAAAAGUUAAUGUAUAGUUUAUUUCUUAUUUAUUCUAAAUAGCAAUGAUUAAUUAUUUUUAAUUACUUUUUUGGUGUAAUCAGUGUUUUUUUUUGUUUUGAACAAGGGCAUAAUACAAUCAGUGUUUUUGAAAAAAAUAUUUGUUUUCUUCUUAAUAUGUGUGUUUAUCCUAAAACAUCAUAUAAAAAAAAACAGAGGGAAUAUUAAAUAGCUAAGCAGUGACAUGAGCAUAGGCAUACUUAGACACAUAAUACAUGCCAGUAUAAGUUCAUAACACCACACACAUUACACCUAGCUAUCACGUUAAAAUCUAGGUCGGAUUUGCAACAACAAAAUAUGUGUACUAAACUAUGUGUGUUACACUGACUUAAACCACAAAAAAAAAUUAUUUAACUUUGGGAAACACAAAUUUAUGGAAGAAUUCAGACUAAUUUAUAAGGAAAAAUAUAACCCACGGAUAAACAUUUUUCGGAAUAUACAAAAUCUAAUUUGUAUAGAUGUUCAAAAAUGUGAUUUAGUUUUACACGAUAGAUAGAUAACUUUUAUAGUGUUUCAAGCUCGUUUCAUUACCAAUCAGCUACUAGUUCUUGGACAAACCAUAAAAUCUUUACUACAAACUUUUGAAAUAAUCUGACUUGUAUAAUGAGUAAAAGAUUGGAUGCCCCGAAUUGAAAUGCACGGAACUGGUCCUCAUGCCUUGCAAUCGCGACUCGCAAGGGUAUUUUUAUAAUAAUAAUUGACUUUUAUGAACUGUCCUAAACUAACCUAAGAAUAAUUCAUGCUGAGUUUUGAUUUCUUGUGAACAGCAAAAUCAAAACUGCGAUAUAAUUAAAAGUUAUAGUUAUGAACUUAUGCCAUAUUUAUUUAUACAGCAAGCUCAAAAUGACAUAUGAACUAACACAUGUAAGCAAAUGAUUGAUUAGCACAAGUAUUUUAUAUUCUUAAACACAAUAUUAAUGCACUAUAUUUUACUAUCAUAAUAUAUAUAUAGUAAUUCACUGUUUUAUUAUAUUGGUUGAUACCGCCAUGAGGAGAUCUCUUCUUUGAAUCUCUUUUAUGGUAGUCUUUUUAAUGUCAUUAUAAUUUAUUAGAAGAUAAAAAGUUGUAUAGUUCCGUAGACUAAAUUUAUAUGAGUUUCGUCAACAAGAACAUAUCUAUUCUUCUCACCACAUGCCCUAAUAAUACUAGCGAUGUUUCAAACAUAAACAUCAAAAGAGAAAAUAGAUAAUUAAAAGAAACUUUCCGGUCAUCUGUGAUGACUUGCUCACGAAUCGUUCGUCUUAAAGUAGAUAUGGCUAACUUCACAGAUCCCGAUAAAGCAAAAUCACGGCCUUCUAUGAUCCUCUUUGCGUACUUUUACUGCAGUUCAUCCAAACAUAUUCUCAAAAUAUAUUUAGUUUGAGAGGUGUUCAAAAAAAAAAUAUCUAGUUUGAGUUGUUUCAACAUAAAGCUAACCAUGAUGUGAAUGUGAAUAUACAUGACAAUUACAAAUAUACACCCUUUUCAUCAAAACCCUCUUGAUAUUUUUAAGUACCAAUGACUUUUAGAACUUUACAUCACUUCCAAAUAUCGUUCUAAAGUGAAUCGCAAUACUUUAGUUUGACGUUAGCAAUUUCUACAUAACUUAAACUAUACAUGAAUUUAGAUUACAGUAUAUUUUCGAUCUGUUGUAUGCUUUCAUUCUGAUUCUAGAAUUUCCAUCCACCAACUUUUUAUUAUCUUUCUGAAAAUUUUAUUUGACUUUUUCGCCCACCAACUUUUAAUUAUUCUUGGAUAAACUCAUUACGUUUUGUUGUUUAGUGGGAGUUUAAUUAAAAUCCGUGGGUUAUAAUUUUUAUAAACGAGUUUAUAUGUCAAAUAUAUAUGCAACAACAAAUAUAUAUUCUAUAUUGUUGGUACUCGUUGGAAUACGACGUUUUGUAUGUAUUUGACCGUUAAGAACGCCCUCGUUGGCUAUUUGAUUAUUUCUCCCUUCUUCAUAAUAUAAUAGUAUCCAAUAAUUUGAAAUUCUUUGUUCUUAAUUAGUCAUCCCUAUGAGUAGAUUGGUCUUAUCAAAUAUUUUAAUCUAUAAUUAAAUCCAUAAAACAACUUGUCUACACCGAUGGCAUUAUGAUAUGACAACAACAUUUUUGGAUUUUUUUGAGUUGAAGUUUGAACCAUAAAACUAGUUCCGGGCCAUGCAGCCUUUUACCACAAAAAAAUAAAAUGUUUAUUUCCGGUUCAACCCACAAGAUUGUUAAUCUAAGUUAGCUGGAACCCAGAUAAUAAGAUUGGAGCAUGCCAGAUAGAAUACAUCACUAUUUCAACUUUUAUAGUUGUUGAUUAAGACAUAAAUUCCAUAUAAGGGAGAUUAAUAUGUCACUGAUGCAAUUAUUCCAACCAAGUCGAUUAAUAUAACAAACAUUAAUACUAAUUAGGCAUUUUACCAAACAUGAUUUAAAGGAAAAAGGGAUCUUGUGAUCCAAGCAACAUAUAAACGCAACUCAAAAGAUGGGUUUGGCCAAAGUCCCUUUCUCGCUCUCCCACACGUCUCCCUAAUCCAUCCCUCUAUCUAGACCAAGAGAGAAGAAAACCUCAAGACUUAGUAUGUUUCUCUCUCUCUCCCCCUAAACAAUACCAGAAACGUCUCUCUCUCUCUCUCUCUCUCCUCCAAAGAAUAAUAUAUGCUAACGUCGUUGUCUUAAGAUAUAUAAACUCUGUUUUCAAAGGAAAACCUUACAACAACACCCAGAAAACGCCUCUACUACUUGAUCUCUCUCUUUCUCUCGCCUCUAGCUAGAUAGGUAGAGGUUCUGUUUACUGAGAAAAAGUUCUAUCUUACCCUCUAUAUGUUUCUCAUCUAUGUGACUUGAUCAACAAGUAAAUGAUGAGACAGAAUCUGAAAAAAGUUGAACACAUCAAACAAGACGAGUCUAUGAAGAUGUUUCCUUAUGUCCUCGGUUUGAAUAAUUCUUCUGGGAACAGCGCAAAGAGACCUAAGCCUAAGCUUGUAUAUCUUCUUCUCUUCACACUUGUCUCAAGUUGUUUUGUCUUUGCUCCUCACCUCUUUUAUUUCCCUUACCCCUCUGCUCUCUUUCUCAUCGAUUCUUCAAUAAAAGAGAUUGAAGAUAGAGUUUCGCAGAACAUUACUGACCCUCCCAAACCGUCUAAAAAUGAUUCUUCAAUAAAAGAGAUUGAAUACCUUGUUUCACAGAACAUUACAGAACCUCCCAAACCGUCUAAAAAUGAAGAGAGCAUAUUAUGUGACAGAACCGGUUAUCGUUCAGACAUAUGUUUCAUGAAAGGAGACAUCAGAACACACUCUCCUUCUUCCUCCAUCUUCCUCUACACCUCCAGUGAUGACCAUGUCUCCCAAGAAAUAAUCAAACCAUACACAAGAAAGUGGGAAACUAGUAUUAUGGACACCAUCGGUGAGCUGAAACUUGUGAAGCUUUCCGGCGAUAAGCAUAGCUGCCAAGUCACCCACGAAGUGCCAGCCGUGCUAUUCUCCACCGGAGGAUACACCGGAAACCUCUACCAUGAGUUCAACGACGGGCUCAUACCUUUGUUUAUAACAUCUAAACGUUACAACAGAAAGGUUGUCUUUGUGAUUGCUGAGUAUCACAAGUGGUGGGAGAUGAAGUAUGGAGAUGUUAUCUCUCAGCUCUCUGAUUAUCCUCUCAUUGAUUUCACCAAAGACAAGAGAACUCACUGCUUCAAGGAAGCUAUCGUUGGUCUUAAGAUCCAUGGUGAGUUAACUGUGGAUCCUUCUCAGAUGCAAGACGAUAGAACAACUAUCACUGAGUUCAAGAACCUACUUGAUCAAGCUUAUAGACCAAGAAUCAACGUACUGGACGCUGCAGAGGAGCGUCGGUUCAAGGGAAAAGCAGCAAAGAGAAGAAACGCUAAGAAGCCUAAGCUAGCUUUGUUCUCAAGAACCGGUUCUCGAGCCAUAACAAACGAAGACCAGAUGGUGAAACUGGCUCAGAGGAUUGGGUUUCAAGUCGAGGUUUUGAGACCUGACAAAACAACAGAACUAGCAAAGAUCUACAGAGUUCUCAACUCAAGCACAGUCAUGGUUGGGGUGCAUGGAGCAGCAAUGACUCAUUUUCUGUUCAUGAAACCUGGAGGUGUCUUUAUUCAGAUCAUUCCACUAGGGACAGAUUGGGCAGCAGAGACGUAUUACGGAGAACCGGCAAAGAAGCUUGGUCUAGACUACAUUGGUUAUAAGAUUCUUCCAAGAGAGAGCUCACUGUAUGAACAAUAUGAUAAAAAUGAUCCAAUCCUAAGAGAUCCAAGAAGCAUCACUCAGAAAGGAUGGCAGUUCACAAAGGGGAUAUACUUAACCAAACAGCAAGUGAGGUUAGAUCUGAGGAGAUUCAAGAAGAUUUUGAGUGAUGCUUAUGCAAAAUCAAAUAGAUGACCUGCAAUGUGUUUUCACAAGUUGUUGUUGUUGUAACUGUAUAGUCUGCACAAAAAAACAGUAAAUGCAAAGUUCUU